Molecule: messenger RNA, 1138 nt
Organism: Nymphalis io (European peacock)
Lineage: Eukaryota; Metazoa; Arthropoda; Insecta; Lepidoptera; Nymphalidae
Gene: Pnpo
Product: pyridoxine/pyridoxamine 5'-phosphate oxidase-like
Exons: 5
Coding region: 246-1004 (252 amino acids)
Biological process (GO): pyridoxine biosynthetic process; pyridoxal 5'-phosphate biosynthetic process
Molecular function (GO): FMN binding; pyridoxamine phosphate oxidase activity
Source: RefSeq, a predicted model, not a curated record
GUCAAAUCAUAAAUGUUAACUGAUAAGGUGUAAAUUAUGAAAUAAGUAGCAAUCAUUAUACUAUUAACUAAUAGGUUACGUUAAAAUAAGUGUAACCUUACCUUUUUUAAAAGUAAUUUUUAUGUGAAAUGACCAAAGCUAGACAAGAUUAAAUGGUUUAAAGAUAUUGCUAAAUAUAAACUUAUUUCGAGCAUUGAGAUAACUAAUCAAAAAAAAAGUUAUAAAAACUUUGGCAAAGUGUACGUAUGGGAACGAAGUGCUUACAAUUUUGUUACAAUAGAAGCCUACUUACAUUACGCAAAAUGAGUAUCGACAUCGGGGGCAUGAGAAUUAAAUAUAAGGAUCGAGAAGAAACAUUUUUAGAAAAACAUUUAGUAUCAAAAGAACCAUUUGGUCAAUUUAAAGCUUGGUUUGAAGAGGCUUGUUCAAGAAAGGAAAUUCUGGAACCUAAUGCUAUGUGUCUCGCUACUGCUACCAAGGAUGGUCAACCUUCAGCUAGGUUUGUAUUGUGCAAGGGUUAUGGAAAAGAUGGUUUUAAAUUUUAUACUAAUUAUGGAAGUAGAAAAGCCAAAGAAUUGGAAGAAAACCCCAAUGUUGCAGCAACAUUUUACUGGGAAAUACUUAAUAGAUCUGUGAGGAUUGAAGGACAUAUUGAAAAACUUUCUGAAGAAGAAUCAAUCAAAUAUUUUCAUUCCCGGCCAGUUCCAAGUCAGAUUGCAGCUUGUACUAGUUAUCAGAGCACCCCUAUUGAAUCAAGAAAUGUGCUAUGUGAAAGGGAAAAAGUUUUAGAAGCAGAAUACAUGAUACCUGAAAAGCAGAUUCCAAAACCUGCAUUUUGGGGUGGAUAUGUAAUACGUCCAAAAGCUGUAGAAUUUUGGCAAGGUCAAAGAGAUAGACUACAUGAUAGGAUUAAGUUUAGAAAGCCUAAGAUAGGGGAGGUUCCUGAUGAAAAAAUUUUACAUCAAGGUGAAGAUGGAUGGGUAUUUGAAAGACUAUCUCCAUAAUCUUUAGUGUUCUAACCAUUUAUAAAUAAAGAAAAAUUGCAUUCAAUUAUAUCUGACGUCUUCCAUUUCAUAUUAGUUAACUUAUAUUUUAUUGAAAUUAAUUGGCAAUGGUAUAAUAAAAAUUGAUAAAAUAA